AAUAAGGGAUAGUGACAGGAGUUGUCAUGGAUUUAAAGCGGUAUUACUGAUUUUCACUACUCCCGUUAUCACCUGUCCCGCACCGCUUUAUUAUUACUGCCUCACGCUCGGCGUUCACUGCGUUAUAGAUGGACGCAGUUUCUGGAAAUGAGGAGCGAGCUCGACCUCUGUUGUUAGUGGAGUAGCUGUAGUUAGACCUUGUUUUGGGGGUCAUGUUUGCUCCGGGACGCCUGCUGCUGCUGCUGGCUCUGCUGCUGCUGUUCUGGGGGGACAAACCUGCUCAGGUUGAAGGGGUCAGAUCAGUCACCCUCCCCGAGUCCCUCCUGUUCAUCUCCACCUUGGAUGGCAGUCUGCAUGCUGUCUCCAAACAGACAGGAGACAUCAAGUGGACCUUAAAAGAAGACCCCAUUAUCCAAGUGCCUGUUUACCUCUCAGAGCCAGGUUUUCUCCCAGACCCUAAUGAUGGCAGUUUGUACGUACUUGGUGGAAAACACAAGGAAGGGUUGAUGAAAUUGCCUUUUACCAUCCCAGAGCUAGUUCAGUCAGCUCCCUGCCGAAGCUCCGAUGGGAUACUCUAUACAGGGAAGAAGCAGGAUGUGUGGUUUGUAGUGGAUCCUGAAACAGGUGAAAAGCAAACAAGUCUAACCACCUCCUCCUCGGAGUCCAUCUGUCCCAACACACCCCUGCUCUACAUAGGACGCACAGAGUACAUGAUUACCAUGUUUGAUACUAAGACACAAGAACUGCGAUGGAAUGCCACGUACAACGAUUACUCUGCCCCUCCCUAUGAUGAGAAGCAAGACUAUAAAAUGGCCCAUCUGGUGUCCAGUGGGGAUGGACUUGUUGUGACUGUGGACAGAGAAUCAGGUGACGUCCUGUGGAGUCAGAACUAUGGUUCUCCUGUUGUGGGGGUGUACCUGUACUCGGGGGACUCGCUGAGACAUGCGCCUCACCUGUCCAUCGCCAUGGAAACGUUGCGGUUCCUCACCUUUUCCUCUGCCAAGGAACAGGCAGAAGCACACUCCACCUUGAAGUGGAGCUAUCAGUUUGUGAAAGAGCAAGCCACCGCUCAAACGCAGCUAGUACCCACUCUCUAUGUAGGGAAACUGGACUCCCACUUUUAUGCUUCAACUUCUCUUGUCCACCAUGGAGUCUCGUUGGUGCCUCGGGGACUGACGCUGGCCCGGAUCGAGGGUCCAGUGACAGCCGGAGUGACGGUCAGUGAGAGAGGGGAGUGUGAGAUCACUCCUUCCACUGAUGUGCGCUAUCCACCAGGCACCACAGACAGCAAGAGAAACCACUGGCUACUCAUAGGUCACCACGAGCUCCCUCCAGUCGCCCACACCACCAUGCUGAGGGACUUUCCCGUAACUCUGCAGCAUUCUGGUGAGACUGUCAUCCCCCCUCGAUCAUCUGCAUCUCCGGUUUCCUCUGCCUCCAACUACCAUCAGCGCUAUUUCCAGACAGUUGCCGAUCGCCACAGUGACACUAACGCUGACAACGAUGGGGCUGAUGGCAGGACGGCAGGACCGGUGAAGCAGCAGGCCGCUGUGCUGCCCAUCUAUAUGACUCAAGACCGUCUGACGCUGGCUGUACUCACACUUUUGCUGGGAGGAUGGCUUGCCUUCGUGCUCACUUAUCCCCUUCGUGCAGCCCAGCAGCUGAAAGCUCAAAGGCAGUUGGAGCAGGCUUUUGAAUCUCGCCUCCAGCACAUGCAGACUAAUUUGCAGACCAACGUUCAGACAAACAGUCAGGCAAGCACCUCUGUAUCUGCAGGCAGAACUCUGUCUACUGACACAAAUGGCAGCAGAGACUCUCCACGUGCAUCAAAUGAUGCUUCCCCGAGUCAUCACAGUCACUGCAGUAGCAUCUCUGAUUCCGAGAAAAAUGACACAACAAAUCGCGAAACCACGGCAGAAGGAAACAGUGAAGAAGUGAUGGUUGGAAAAAUUUCCUUUGCCGCCUCUGACGUGCUCGGACACGGCACAGCGGGAACCUUUGUCUUUAGGGGUAAAUUUGAUGGACGCCAUGUAGCAGUUAAGCGAAUCCUGCCCGAGUGUUUUGAGGUAGCUGAGCGGGAGGUGCAGCUUCUCCGGGAGUCUGACACACACCCGAACGUCAUCCGAUACUUCUGCACAGAGAGAGACCACCUCUUCACUUACAUUGCCAUCGAGCUGUGCGCUGCAACAUUGCAACAGUAUGUGGAAGACCCAUCCGCUUUUCCUGACCUGAGUCCUAUAACUCUGCUGGAACAGACCAUGUGUGGCCUCUCGCACCUCCAUUCGCUGAAUAUAGUCCAUCGUGACCUGAAGCCUCGAAACAUUCUCCUUUCUGGUCCGGGUGUCUUUGGUAAAAUCCGAGCUCUCAUCUCAGACUUUGGACUCUGUAAGAAGAUCCCAGACGGCAGGUGCAGCUUUUCUUUGCAGUCUGGAAUACCAGGAACUGAAGGCUGGAUAGCUCCUGAAGUGCUGCGAGAUACACCUGGAAAUAAACCAACGGCAGCAGUGGACGUGUUCUCAGCAGGCUGCGUGUUUUACUACGUGGUCAGCAGGGGGCAGCACCCUUUUGGUGAUGCACUCAGACGACAGGUCAACAUCCUGUUAGGAGAAUAUUCACUCUCACACUUUAUGGAGGAUAUACAUGAUGACGUGAUAGCUCGGGAUCUGAUUGAACAAAUGAUCAGCCCUGAAGCAGAAUCACGACCCUCCACUGAGUGUGUGCUUAAACAUCCGUUCUUCUGGAGCCCUGAGAAGCAGCUUCUCUUUUUUCAGGACGUGAGUGACCGCAUAGAGAAGGAGCCAGCAGACAGUCCAGUUGUGGUCAGAUUAGAAACAGCUGGUAGAGCAGUGGUCCGAACCAACUGGAGGAUGCACAUCUCUGUGCCUCUGCAGACAGAUUUGAGGCGGUUCAGGACAUAUAAAGGAAACUCCGUUCGAGAUCUGCUCAGAGCCAUGAGGAACAAGAAGCAUCACUACCACGAGCUGCCACCAGAGGUGCAAGAGACUCUCGGUGAGCUGCCCGAAGGCUUCGUCAGCUACUUCACCUCACGAUUUCCACGGUUACUGAUGCACACACAUGCUGCUCUGCACAUUUGUGCCCAUGAAAGGCUGUUUCAUUCCUACUAUCAGCCCCCCAAGGAUAAAUAACUUUGUCAUCACUCUGCACUCCGUGUUCCAUGUGCACAGAAACAGAACUGGUUGAAAGUAUCCAAUUAUUGCUUUUGUAAAGCCCAUCUUGUGUUUUUCUUGCCCCGAGGGGUCGGGUCAGGUGGGGUAGGGGUUUUGGGGGGGGACUGCAAUGCUGUGAAAAAGUUUUUAUAUGCCUUUGGUUGCUUUUAUUGUAUUUAUUCGGCUCUUUUUCACAGAAACUCUCUGGGCCUCUGUGAACAUUUAUUUUAUGGAAAUGGCACCUAAAGCAUUUCAAAUUUAAUUUCGAUUGCAUUACCAGUUUUUUAAAUACAGUUUGAAUCUGUGCCCGAAACAUAUAUUUAAAUUAUAUAUUUCAAAAAAUGAAGACCUCAUGUUUGGUUUAAAAAGAGUUUAAUUUGGAGGAACGUAUCUAAGAGAGUAAAAUGAACCUGAGAAGAAAUUGAAUAAAAUCUUUAAAUUUCUUGUGUUGUAAUGCAAGCUUUGUGACAGCACUGUACUUUUUUUUUCUUUCUUUUUUUUUUUUUUUUUUAAAUAACUGCACUGUAAAUUUCUAAGACACUGGAGAGUUGGUUUCAUCACCAAAAAAGAGUAAAUAGAAAGGUCAAUAAAGUGUAUGAUGAGCUUUACAGUGUUCCCAGGCUUUAUGUCAGAAAUUAAAAACCAUAUUGUCCUUUUAACGGUUUUACCGUGGUUCCUGUUGCGCCCCACUGCUGUGCCACUGACUCUUUUUUACUGUUUGUAAUUAGGUGUGCCAGCACAUACACUGUUGUUUGUUUAGAUAUUGACACUUUUAUUCAGAAAAGAUAGUGCACUUUGUAUCACAAUUAAAGAUUCAAUUAAAAUACAGGAAAUAAUCUUCUGAUAAUUUGAUUCCUGACCAUGUCAGUGGGAGAUAAUGUAAAAAUGUCAAAUUACAGACCUGUGUGGACAGUAGUAUAUUCUUUGUCCUUUGUGUUACGUUAAAUUGCAUCACCACUCCUGACUUUUGCGUGACAGUUGAAGGGCUUUGCCGCCAAAUAAAACACCAGAUAAAUGCUACAUACUUGCUGAAACAGCUGACUACAGGUUUGUUUGCAGUUUUGCAUAUGAUCAAUAUUAAAAACUCAAACUUUUAAUCUUGUUUUUUUUUUUAAUUUGUCAAUUAAAUUGAUGCUUUGGGUGUGCCAAAGAAUAAAGUCAAGACGCCUCAACAAGCCUUGUCUUCAUUUUAGAGUUGGUGACAGAAAAAAACUAUCUAAGAUGAGUCUGUUAUCUUGAACACAACAGUUGGUUUUACUUCACUCCUUAAUUGCUGUAAUAACCUGUCCUGCUUGGUUUUAGUCGUUAAAGAGUCUGAAGAUUAUAACUUACCACCAGGAUGGCCUUGAAUUAGUCUGAAGUGGAUUUGAUGUGCUUUUAUUUGUUAUUUUUCUAACGUCGUCAACAUAUUCUUUUCAAUUGUUCAGCUGAAAAAAUGUUCCAAUACAGCGCAGGGUGUUCUUAUAAAAGGUUGAGCUUGAUGAGACUUAAAGUAAGAUAUGUUUAAAGUAAAUAGGAUUUACUCGGGUGAUUUUAA
This is a messenger RNA of Cololabis saira (Pacific saury), 4704 nucleotides long. RefSeq names its product endoplasmic reticulum to nucleus signaling 2 (gene ern2). Gene Ontology annotation, biological process: mRNA processing; intrinsic apoptotic signaling pathway in response to endoplasmic reticulum stress; IRE1-mediated unfolded protein response. NCBI's taxonomy places the organism in Eukaryota, Metazoa, Chordata, Actinopteri, Beloniformes, Belonidae. The record is from RefSeq and is a predicted model, not a curated record. The transcript has 24 exons. Gene Ontology annotation, cellular component: IRE1-TRAF2-ASK1 complex. Gene Ontology annotation, molecular function: ATP binding; protein serine/threonine kinase activity; RNA endonuclease activity. The coding region runs from base 213 to 3146 and encodes 977 amino acids.